GGAUGUCGGUAACUGAUAGGUAGUAGUCUUUCUUGUAACCUUAUAAAUUUCUGCAUCACCUGACAGCCGUUGAAGAUCAACAAAUGAACGGAGUUUACUGAUAAAUUCUCCAGAACCACCUUUGAUGAAUUCAAAAGGACCGUAUACGAUGCUCGGAUUGAUCCGAAGGAUGAUACCCAUAUAACUACGAUUGAAACCUACUCGACGACGUUCAACUUGUGUGAUGUUGUAAAGAGGAAUUUUAGGGGGAAUAUGAUCAUCUGAAAUGUUGCCACUAACUGGGAUCCAUUGUAUCGCAGUGUCUUCAGAAUUAGGAGAGAGAAGAAAUAAGGUCCCGUUAAUGCAUUCACUGUCGGGUGUAAAAGAGACAUCUUUCCACUUUUCACAUGUUCCUUCUGAAAAACUCAUUGCGAUAUAAUUCCGAAUAAUCUAAAAGGCAGCAAGAAGAAAUGUCGAUCCCAAAACCUAAAAAGCUCGUAUUGA
Rodentolepis nana is the source of this 483-nucleotide messenger RNA. The record is from the annotation of a GenBank genome assembly. Lineage: Eukaryota; Metazoa; Platyhelminthes; Cestoda; Cyclophyllidea; Hymenolepididae.